This is a messenger RNA of Nomascus leucogenys (northern white-cheeked gibbon), 1699 nucleotides long. RefSeq names its product intraflagellar transport 57 (gene IFT57). Gene Ontology annotation, cellular component: centrosome; Golgi apparatus; intraciliary transport particle B. Gene Ontology annotation, biological process: intraciliary transport; non-motile cilium assembly. Lineage: Eukaryota; Metazoa; Chordata; Mammalia; Primates; Hylobatidae. The record is from RefSeq and is a predicted model, not a curated record.
CAAGAGGCGGGCCACCGGUGACGUCAUUCAGGAACGCCGCCCUGAUUGGAGGGAAGGAGGCGGAGUCUAGUUUCCCUGGUGACAGGUUGUCCGGUGGUCGCCUGGUAACCGGUCGUGGCUGUACUGGCGGCGGCAGGGCUGGCGGCUUAGGCCGCAGAGGUCUGUGGGCCUGAGCCCACGCUGGACUCUGUCCGUCCUGCGAUGACUGCUGCCCUGGCCGUCGUCACGACGUCUGGUUUGGAAGAUGGGGUGCCUAGGUCCCGUGGCGAAGGGACCGGGGAAGUGGUCUUGGAGCGGGGGCCUGGCGCGGCCUACCACAUGUUCGUGGUGAUGGAGGACUUGGUGGAGAAGCUGAAGCUGCUCCGCUACGAGGAGGAGUUCCUCCGGAAGAGCAACCUGAAGGCCCAGUCCAGACACUAUUUUGCACUGCCUACCAACCCUGGCGAACAGUUCUACAUGUUUUGUACUCUUGCUGCUUGGUUGAUUAAUAAAGCAGGACGUCCCUUUGAGCAGCCUCAAGAAUAUGAUGACCCUAAUGCAACAAUAUAUAACAUACUAUCCAAGCUUCGGUCAUUUGGGAGAACUGCAGAUUUUCCUCCUUCAAAAUUAAAGUCAGGUUAUGGAGAACAUGUGUGCUAUGUUCUUGAUUGCUUAGCUGAAGAAGCAUUGAAAUAUAUUGGUUUCACCUGGAAAAGGCCAAUAUACCCAGUAGAAGAAUUAGAAGAAGAAAGUGUUGCAGAAGAUGAUGCAGAAUUAACAUUAAAUAAAGUGGAUGAAGAAUUUGUGGAAGAAGAGACAGAUAAUGAAGAAAACUUUAUUGAUCUCAACGUUUUAAAGGCCCAGACAUAUCACUUGGAUAUGAACGAGACUGCCAAACAAGAAGAUAUUUUGGAAUCCACAACAGAUGCUGCAGAAUGGAGCCUAGAAGUGGAACGUGUACUACCGCAACUGAAAGUCACGAUUAGGACUGACAAUAAGGAUUGGAGAAUCCAUGUUGACCAAAUGCACCAGCACAAAAGUGGAAUUGAAUCUGCUCUAAAGGAGACCAAGGGAUUUUUGGACAAACUCCAUAAUGAAAUUACUAGGACUUUGGAAAAGAUCGGCAGCCGAGAAAAGUACAUCAACAAUCAGCUUGAGAAUUUGGUUCAAGAAUAUCGUGCAGCUCAAGCCCAGCUGAGUGAGGCAAAGGAGCGAUACGAGCAGGGAAAUGGAGGAGUAACGGAGAGAACCAGACUCCUCUCUGAGGUUAUGGAAGAAUUAGAAAAGGUAAAACAAGAAAUGGAAGAAAAGGGCAGCAGCAUGACUGAUGGUGCUCCUUUGGUGAAGAUUAAACAGAGCUUAACAAAACUGAAGCAAGAAACUGUAGAGAUGGACAUUAGAAUUGGCAUUGUGGAACACACGCUACUCCAAUCAAAGCUGAAGGAGAAGUCCAACAUGACUAGGAACAUGCAUGCCACAGUUAUUCCAGAACCAGCAACAGGCUUUUAUUAAAACAUACUGGUUUUCAUGUUUCUGAUUAGUUGGGUUUUUUAUAUCAUACUAUAUUCAUGUUACAUAGAUUUCAAAACAUAAUUUUAUGUUCAAUGGGUAUUUUUUUACAUAUACAUACUCACAUAUUAUAUCAUGGUGAUUAUGAUGGUUAAAGCCUUUACACUGAAUGUAAUGUUUAAUAAAGUAAUUACAAAUUCUCACUUUCUAA